CAGAUACACAAAAAAAACACACACACACACACACACACACAGAGUGUGAGAAGGGAGACAGAAGCAAACCAAAGAACCAGAGGAGGUAGAAGACACCAAUCAGCUUAUCUUCUCUCAUCUCUCACUCAAACCCAACCCUAGCAAAAAUGGACCCCAAUUCCCAAAUCGCAGAGAACCCAGAAUCAUCAGAGGAGCAACAAAACCCACUAGCCCUUCUCCUCCCUUCUUCUCCUUCUCCUUCUCCUUCUCCAUUCGCCACCGCUUCACUCUCACUCUCCCUGGCCUCAAUCCUCCCCACCCACUUUUUCCAACAACCCAAAGUGGCCACCCUCUUCUCCUCUCAGCCCACCAAGGCCAAAAUCCCCACCCAGGCCUCCUCCCUUGCCCACCUCUCCCUCUCCGCCUCCGCCAAUGUCGCCACCCCCUCCAAGCUCUCCUUCAAGUCCACCAUCUCCGCCAACCCGCUCCAAAACCCCCUCACUCUCGGCCCCCGCCGCCCCCUCGACCCCAACAACGGGGCCGGAAUUCGUCGAGCUUCCAUCGUUUGGUUCCGCAACGACCUCCGCGUCCACGACAACGAGUGCCUCAACUCCGCCAACAACGAGUCCAUGUCCGUCUUGCCCGUCUACUGCUUCGACCCGCGAGACUACGGCAAGUCGUCUUCCGGCUUCGACAAGACCGGCCCAUUCCGGGCCCAGUUCCUCGUCGAGUCCGUCUCCGACCUGAGGAAGAAUCUCCAGGCCAGAGGCUCUGAUCUGGUCGUCAGAAUCGGGAAGCCCGAGACGGUCCUCGUCGAGCUGGCCAAGACUAUUGGGGCCGAUGCAAUCUAUGCCCACAGGGAGGUUUCUCAUGAUGAGCUCAAGUCUGAGGAGAGGAUCGAGUCUGCGAUGAAGGACGAGAAUGUUGAGGUUAAGUACUUCUGGGGAAGCACUUUGUACCAUAUGGAGGACUUGCCCUUUAAGCUGGAGGACAUGCCCACGAACUAUGGUGGGUUCAGAGAGAAGGUGAAGGGGUUGGAGGUGAGGAAGACCAUUGAGGCUUUGGAGCAGAUGAAGGGGAUGCCGUCUCGCGGCGAUGUGGAGCCUGGGGAUGUUCCUUCCUUGAUGGAUUUGGGUCUCAACCCGUCUGCUUCCAUGGCUCAGGAUGGGAAGCCAGGUGCUGCUUCUAUGGUGGGAGGAGAAGCUGAAGCCCUAGAGAGGCUUAAGAAGUUUGCAGCUGAGUGCCAAGCACAACCUCCCAAGGGGAGCAAAGAAGGAAGUCAGAAUAGCAUUUAUGGUGCAAACUUUUCAUGCAAAAUCUCACCAUGGCUGGCCAUGGGAUGCCUCUCUCCCCGCAGUAUGUUUGAUGAGCUAAAGAAAACUGCUAGCAGAUCUGUUUCUGCAUCCUCAAACCCGGAUGAUGGUGGCAGCGGAACAAACUGGUUAAUGUUUGAGUUACUGUGGAGGGAUUUCUUCAGAUUUGUUACCAAGAAAUACAGUGCUGGAAAGAAACAGCUUGAUGCUGCUCCAGCAACAGCAUGCACGGGUGCACUUGCCUAAGCAAGAAUGUAGCUCGGUCGUUUAAAUAUUGAGAUAUCGGUUACUUUCAUCUCCUUAUUUAAGUUUUCAAGAUGUAGUGGUUAGAUGUUGUAGGGUUCCUCCAAAAGAGUUGUUACAUGUUGGACUAUGUUUUCAUUGCCAAAUAAGAUAUGGUUGAAUAUGGUGUUUUGCCUCAUGCUUAA
Molecule: messenger RNA, 1720 nt
Organism: Rosa rugosa (rugosa rose)
Lineage: Eukaryota; Viridiplantae; Streptophyta; Magnoliopsida; Rosales; Rosaceae
Product: blue-light photoreceptor PHR2
Exons: 4
Coding region: 147-1538 (463 amino acids)
Biological process (GO): photoreactive repair
Molecular function (GO): FAD binding; DNA binding
Source: RefSeq, a predicted model, not a curated record